Messenger RNA from Ostrea edulis (European flat oyster), 2067 nucleotides. RefSeq names its product aquaporin AQPAn.G-like. The transcript has 4 exons. Gene Ontology annotation, molecular function: water channel activity. Gene Ontology annotation, cellular component: plasma membrane. The record is from RefSeq and is a predicted model, not a curated record. Lineage: Eukaryota; Metazoa; Mollusca; Bivalvia; Ostreida; Ostreidae. Gene Ontology annotation, biological process: transmembrane transport. The coding region runs from base 107 to 1036 and encodes 309 amino acids.
AAGUGUUUCCACGUAAAAUAAUUCUGGCCAAUCCACAACUUCGUAAAAACUAGCAUGAUUAUAAAAAGCACAACUUGGAAAGUAAAUCAUUUUACUUCAUUUAUAAAUGGUGCGCAGAAAGAUAAGCUUAGAAAAGCAGAUCCAAGCCAGUGCUCGGUCCUAUAACAUGUGGAAAAUCAUGAGGGAGAACUUGGAGGAUUUGACUAGCCCUAACCUAUGGAGAGCUGCGGCUGCAGAGCUUCUAGGGACCCUGUUUUUGGUCUUCUUCGGGUGCGCAACCGCCACCGGACAGCAAAUACAAACGAACAAUCCUCCAGACUAUGUGCAAAUUGCCCUUACGUUUGGGCUUAUCGUGGGUACUAUGGUAUGGGGCAUUGCUCACGUUAGUGGGGGGCAUAUCAACCCUGCCGUUACGUUAGCAGCCCUCGUAACAAGGCGUGUGAGUAUUGUCCGCGCCUUAAUGUAUAUUGUGUCCCAGCUCAUUGGCGCUAUUGUAGGAGCGGCUAUUCUGUUCGGAUUAACGCCCGCCAAUGCCCGGGGUGGGUUGGGCGUUAAUGCCAUGAACAAGGAAGUGACGGAAGCCCAGGGGUUCGGGGUGGAGGUGAUGAUAACGUUCGUCCUGGUGUUCACCGUCCUGGCGUCUAUCGAUGAGAAACGAACGGACCUCCAGGGAUCAGCUCCUUUGUCUAUUGGCCUGGCUGUUGCUGUUGGACAUUUGGUGGCCAUCGCCUACACCGGAUGUAGCAUGAACCCUGCCCGAAGUUUCGGACCCGCCGUCAUUCAAAACUCCUGGGAUGCACAUUGGGUAUUUUGGAUCGGGCCAAUGGUUGGCAGUUUUGUUGCAGCCCUUCUGUACGAGUAUAUAUUUUCUGCUGGAGCUUCAUUCGGAAGAACAAAACGAUGUUUAACCCGCAGCAGAGCACCAUCGGAACCGGAAAAGUCAGAAGAACUGGAAAAAGUAGAAAUUGGUGAAAUUGAGGACAAGAAAAGUCCCGAAUCUGAGGAAGAUCAGGUGAAGACUCAAAAUGGACAAUAAAAAGUGACUGUUAGCCAAUCACAAUCUGCGUUUUACAGUAUUUCAUUUCAUGUGUGUAUAUAUAUAGUUCAGUAUUUCUAAGUGUUAAGUUUGUGGUAAUUUAACUCCAAAUUGCAGCACAAAACGUCUAUUUCAUUUUUAUGUAUAAUCAGCCAAGUUAAAACGACCAGUGAGCACUGUAAUCCCCAUAAAGAUUAGCAUAAUAAGCACGUAUAACUGCAAUUUCAGUCUGUGUAUCGCUAUUUGAAUGUAAUGCUAUAAUUGAAUGCUUUUUAUUAGCUUCUUAUCGAGAAACAAGAACCAGCUGAAUAACCCGGGUGAUAAGGAACUUCCUUUGCCAUCAUAAAAGUCUAGAGAAGCUUGGAGGUAUCUUUGUUAACCACCCAAAAAGUUGUGUAAAAAUUAUGGUGCUGGAAUUACUACUGCUUUUUAGGUUAAAUACUCUGUCAGAAAGGUCAUGUUGUGAGUUAGUGAGAGAUGUUAAUCAUUAUUACCACAAUAACACACUGCUCUCGGUUUCUUGUUUUCGCGCAUGGCAUCUUCUGGUACUGUUCAGAAAUAUACACUCAAAACAAUAUAGGUGUAUUGUAAAUCAUUUAAAAAUGUGUACCUGUAAAGAAAACCGAAAGCAGUAGAAGUAAUUUAUUAAAGUUUUCUUGUCACACUAAGAGCCCAACCUUGCAUGCAGUUGAUAUAUUAAUUUGGUGACCGAAAUGAUAGCUUUGUAAUUUCUUGUGACAUAAAUUACCUCAAACUGGAUGAAAUCCUUUACAUUUUACUACAUUGUGCGCAUGUGCAAUGCCUCAUUAAUACAUGAAUCGCACGUAGGAAUGGAAGAUGUGUAGAUAUAUUGUGUAAGCGUUGUAUGAGAUUUGUAUUUAUGUAUAGUUAGAUAUUCUCUUUUAUGUUAAUCACCUAGUCCUCACAUCUGUGUUAAUUGAAGUAUCUAUAUUAUAGUAGAUUCAUUGUUGAUAUACAAAACUGUAACUUAUUAAUAUAAUAAUGAAAUAAAUUCUGAUUAUAAAAAAAAA